This is a messenger RNA of Colletotrichum lupini, 369 nucleotides long. RefSeq lists its product as uncharacterized. The record is from RefSeq and is a predicted model, not a curated record. Lineage: Eukaryota; Fungi; Ascomycota; Sordariomycetes; Glomerellales; Glomerellaceae. The transcript has 4 exons. Bases 1 to 369 code for a protein of 122 amino acids.
AUGCAAAGGCAAGAACAACCAACGGGCGGUAAUUGCAACCAUGUUCCAAGGACGAAAGACGCAGUUUCCUCAAGUUUUCGCUUGUGUAUUCGGGAAGGCAACAAGCGCCUUCCCUUUCAAUUGGUUACCGAAGACCCGAGAUCUCAAGAUGCCAUUCGCCCAGGUUCCACAAAACUGCACGAUAUCGCACCUCAGGCCUGGCCAACGCAUGGCUCACAUCUACAAUACAGGCCAAAAAAGAGCCCUCGCUGUCUAAACAUGGCAAUUGAAUUCAGAACCAACAAAGGAAGACAGCACGAUAUUGCAGGGACUCAUUAUAUCAACUUCGCCUUCGUCGAGUUCCCUAAGCCAAAGGCCUCAGCAGCUUGA